Messenger RNA from Oikopleura dioica, 852 nucleotides. NCBI's taxonomy places the organism in Eukaryota, Metazoa, Chordata, Appendicularia, Copelata, Oikopleuridae. The record is from the annotation of a GenBank genome assembly.
AUGUCUUCUAGAUCAAUUUGGAACCCAUUUGACCGACUGGUCUCGAACUACUACUUUCUCCGAUAUGGUGAUAACUUCCGAAAAGGACUUCUGAGGAGUAAGAACGGCGAUACGACGACCUUCAACGAAUGCGCGAAGAAAGAGUCAAGCAAAGACUGCUCGAUUCAGAAAAUGUGGAUUCAGAUUCCUUAUUUCUGCGGCCAAGUUGCAGCAUGCUGGGAGCCCGGAAGCCAGUGGGCUCUUGAUAGAGCGAAGCAAAACGUCCUCGAACACUAUUUUCUCGUGGGAAAGACCGAAAAUCUGAUAGAAUUUGUUGAACUCCUGGAGAACGAAAUUCCUGCAGUCUUCAAGUGUGUAGACUCGCGGCAAGCAAGCUGGGCGUCAAAAUUCCUCGACGCGGAAGUUAUGCAUCCUGACUCAUACUUCCAACUUUCUGGUCGCUGUUUCGAGUGGUCCCUUAUUGAGUUUCUUAGCCAUGACUUCUCUGUGGCAAACUACGCCUCAAAGUUAAAGUUUGCAGCUUUGGCGCAUUACUCAAACUUCUUCGCUUCUUUCGCUUGUUGGCCUCGAGAAAAGUCACUUGAAAUUGCGAGAACGAUCAGCAAACGAGAAAUCGCAAUUGUAAACUCUCUUCCUUCGAAGAAUUCUUCGACAACCACCGUCGACGGUCCAAAGACCGUUUUUCAGGAGGUCAGAAAGGAAUUCUGCGGGAGGCUUGAUAAAAUCGUCGAAAAAUACUUGAAUUUUCUUCUUUUACAAACUCAAACUGGUCGACAACAAGAUGGUCCCUCCGAUGGUCAAAAACAUCGAAUCCGAUUCAGUACACUAAGGACGAAAAGAUGCAACUGGUAA